GCCGCGGGGCAUGGUGAGCCCGGGGCGGCUGCUCCCCGCGGGGACCCGGCGGGCGGCCUCGCUGCUCCGCCCCAGCCUCCUCCUCUUGCUGCUGCUGCGGGGCACCGAGGCGCAGAAAGGUGAUGGGUGUGGACACACUGUGCUGGGCCCUGAGAGUGGGACCCUGACCUCCAUAAACUACCCCCAGACCUCUCCCAACAGCACCGUGUGUGAGUGGGAGAUCCGUGUGAAGCCUGGGCAGCGAGUUCAGCUCAAGUUUGGUGAUUUUGAUAUUGAUGACUCUGAUUCCUGUCAUUCCAGUUACCUGAGAGUUCAUAAUGGCAUUGGCCCCAACAGGACAGAGAUAGGAAAAUACUGUGGGUUUGGCUUUCAAAUGGGUGGUUUAAUUACUUCAAAAAGUAAUGAAGCCACAGUACAGUUCAUGAGUGGAAUUCACACUUCUGGACGUGGAUUUCUUGCAGCUUAUUCGACCACAGACAAAUCAGACUUAAUUACCUGUUUAGACAAUGCAAGUCACUUUUCGGAACCAGAAUUCAAUAAGUAUUGUCCAGCUGGAUGUGUGAUUCCUUUUGCUGAUAUUUCAGGCACUAUUCCUCAUGGAUACAGAGAUUCAUCAUCACUUUGUAUGGCUGGUGUUCACGCAGGCGUCGUGUCGAAUACUCUGGGUGGUCAAAUUAAUGUUGUAAUCAGCAAGGGCAUUCCAUACUAUGAAGGGUCCCUGGCUAACAAUGUCACCUCAAAAGUGGGACCCUUGUCUACAAGUCUCUUCACCUUUAAGACAAGUGGUUGCUAUGGGACACUGGGGAUGGAGUCUGGGGUAAUUCCUGAUUCCCACAUCACAUCAUCAUCUGUUCUUGAGUGGCCUAACCAAACAGGACAAGUAAACAUUUGGAAGCCUGAAAAUGCCAGACUAAAAAGGAUUGGACCUCCUUGGGCUGCUUUUAUCAGUGAUGAACAUCAGUGGUUGCAGAUUGACUUGAAUAAAGAAAAGAAAAUAACAGGUAUUAUAACUACUGGAUCAACUUUAGCAGAACACUACUAUUAUGUCUCAGCCUACAGAAUUUUAUACAGUGAUGAUGCACAGAAGUGGACAGUGUACAGAGAACCUGGCAUGGGUAAAGAUAAGAUAUUUCAAGGGAAUACUGAAUUGUACCAGGAAGUUCGCAAUAAUUUCAUUCCACCUAUUAUUGCACGUUUUUUUAGGAUUAACCCCUUAAAAUGGCACCAGAAAAUUGCAAUGAAAGUAGAAUUGCUAGGAUGUCAGUUUAGUAUAGGUCGUGCUCCUAAAAUCACCUUGCCAGCACCCCCUCAGAACAAGAAUGAUGAGAAGAAUGCUGACUUUGUGGAUGACUUCAUUCAUUCAGUGAAGACUUCUCUGCAGACAGAUAAAACAACUUUCACACCUGAAAUAAAAAACACUACAGUGACUCCAAGUGUAACCAAAGAUGUGGCAUUGGCAGCAGUUCUGGUUCCAGUGCUGGUGAUGGUCUUCACUACUCUGAUUCUUACCUUAGUUUGUGUGUGGCAUUGGAGAAACCGCAAGAAAAAAACUGAGGGCACAUACGAUCUACCUUACUGGGAUCGUGCAGGAUGGUGGAAAGGGAUGAAGCAGUUUUUCCCAACCAAAUCAGCAGAACAUGAAGAAACUCCUGUACGCUACAGCAGCAGUGAAAUCAGUCACCUAAGACCAAGAGAAGUCCCAACAAUGUUGCAAACAGAGUCUGCAGAAUAUGCUCAGCCCCUGGUAGGGGGAAUAGUGGGCAUGCUUCACCAGAGAUCAACCUUCAAACCAGAGGAAGGAAAAGAAGCCAGUUAUGCUGACUUGGACCCUUACAAUUCCCCCAUCCAAGGAGUUUGCCACGCCUAUGCUGAGCCACUGCCCAUAACCAGACCCGAGUACGCGACUCCGAUAAUCAUGGACAUGUCCAGCCAUCCCAGCACACCUCUUGGUGCUCCUUACAUUUCCACCUUCAAAGCUGCAGGAAAUCAAGCUCCUCCACUGGUUGGAACGUGCAAUAAACUGUUAGCCAGGACAGACAGUGCAUCCUCAGCACAGGCACUGUACGAUAUACCAAAGGGGCAGCCGGGGCCGGGCAGUGCUGACCAACUUGUGUACCAGGUGCCACAGAGCGUGGCCCAUCCCACUGUGAGUAAGGAUGAACAAAGUUAGCUCUUGAGUAAGGUAGAAUGAUGGCUUGUUUCUAAAAGCCAGUUCCAUAAAGCUUGCAGUUUCACUUUUUUAAUUCCAUUGUUUUGGUAUUGUUAGUCUUAAAUAAUACAACAUUGAACCAAAAGAUGUGGUAUGGGAGAUCUGGGAAAACAGUAAUUCUACUUUUCCUUAAUCUGUAUGACAAUUAACAGCUUGUCUCCUGCAAAACCGUGGACUUCUUUAUUACUACUGUACAAUUGUCUGUCAGACAUGAGAGAAGAACUCUUCAUGAUUAGCUCCAGUAAUUCAUAGAUGUGAGUGAUAAAUUGGGAGAAACAGUUUAAGUAGAAGAGCCAGUUAUUUCUUCCUAAUGGUACUAUUUUUGGGGGGGGAAAACCCAUCUCAAUACCUAAAGCUCUUAAUUUCUGUGCAAGCACUACAGCUUCUAAAAUUCUUCUUUUAUUGUAAAAUGUCUGCACAACUUUGGACUUAACAAGCUGCUAUCAGGACUGAUGGCAAAAAUCCCUUUAGCUUCAUGGCAUAAAAUAGUUUUGAUUCUGAAUUACAUUAUUUCAGCUUUUGUUAACAGAAUUGGCAAUUUUCAGCUGUGUGUUCCUCAGAAGGUUUCUGCCUUUUUGGUUAGGUUAGCCUUCCAAAACUAGAAGCUGCUGUCUUGUAUAAUCUUUUUUCUGCCUCCUUUCCUUAAGCCACUCAGUCAUAUUCCUUGCUAGGGAUCCAGGAGGCACAGACUGACACAAGUAAACUACCUGGCCACUGCUUUCACAUUAUUCCCUAUGCCUCUGAGGGCCACUUGAAUAUCAUCUGCCUCCAGGUCAGACUUCCCUGAUGCUCAGUGCAAGAAGCAUUCAGGUCUUGGAGGUGACUUGAAUUGAGAAAGGCCCUGCCCUGCCCUCCCCCAGAGUGUCCAUUAUUCUGUGUUCAGGUGUGAGCUUACAAAAACAGAUUUGUACAUACUUUUGUGAGUGCUUAAGGAAGCACACAGAUAUUCUAAUGGUGCACAGUUUGUGUUAGACAUGCAUUUAGCACCUAUGGUACAUUUUAGCACAACUGCCAAAUUUAGCCUUAGGGCUUUUUUAUGAUUGUUCUUAUUAGAAGCGUGAAAGAUUCCAAAACCUUUGCAAAAGAACCAGUACUAUUCCAAAGAGUGUCCAUUUCAGACUUAUUUAUUGAAAUUUCCAUCCUUUGAAUGUUCCAGUGUUCUAUACUAUGAAAACAUUGCAGCCAGUCAUUUACUGGGGUAAUGUUGACUCAUUUUUGCUAGGUAAUCACAAAAUGAAAACAGUCUGAAUGGCAUAAUUGCCAUUUUUUAUCUUGUUAGAAAAAAAAGCACAGCUUUCUUACCUAAGUAGGAGAAAACCCCUCUACAAAAAUGCUGUAUUUUUAUUCUAACAGCACUAUUGGAAUUUGUACAUGUGGACUCCCUCCCUACACAGUAGCCCAUUUUAUGGGCUUCAGGGGUUACUGUUUGUGAUGCAAUUCAAAGCCUCGUUUACUGCCCAGGUCCUUAAAUGCCAUGGACAACAUCUGAAUGGAAGCUGCAGUGCUGUUCAAGGGGCUGCCACCAUGCCUUAACACCAGUACAUCAUCCUCACUUACCCCUGAAAAUCUGUUUGCACAGGGGCUGUAUAUAAAUUUGAGUCAAAAAUCACUUGUGGCCUGUUCAGCAUCUAAAAUAUGGUAUUACAUAGAAUCAUAGAAUGGCUGGAGUUGGAAGGGACCUUAAAGAUCAUCUCCUGCCAUGGGCAGGGACAUCUUCUAUUAGAGCUCCAUUGAACCUGGCCUUGAAUACUUCCAGGGAUGGGGUAUCUAUAAUUUCUUUGAGCAACCAGUGUCUCACCAUCCUCACAGUAAAGAAUUUCUUCCUUUUAUCUAACCUAUACUUCCCCUCUUUCACUCUCUACUCAUUUCCCCAUGUUGCGUCAGUGCAGUUCCUGACAAGGAGUCCCUCUCCAGCUUCCCUAUGGGUCCCUUCAGACACUGGAAGGUUGUAAUGAGGUUUCCACACAACCUCUUCUUCUCCAGGCUGAACAUCCCCAGCCUUCCCAGCCUGUCUCCACAGGGGAGGUGCUCCCACCCUCUUACCAGCCUCGUGGCCUUCUCUGCACUUGCUCCAGCAGUUCCAUGUCCUUCUUAUACUGGGGGCACCAGAGCUGGAUGCAGCACUGCAGGUACGGUUUCACCUGAGCAGAGGAGAAUCCCUCACCCUUCUGGCCAUGCUCCUUUUGAUGCAGCCCAGGAUCCCAUUGGCUUUCUGGGCUGUGAGAGCACAUUGCUGGCUCAUGUUGAAUUUUUCAUCAACCAUCACCCCUCAGUCCUUCUCUGCAGGGCUCCUCUCAGUCACUUCUCUGCCCAACCUGUCUGUGAGCCUGGGAUUGCCCUGAUCCAGGUGACAAUGCCUUGUUCAACUCCAGGAGGUGCCAGCUCUCAGGGCUGUCCAGUCCCUCUGGAUGGCAUCCCUUCCCUCCAGCAUGUUGACUGCACCUCACAGCUUGGUGCUGUGGGCAAACUCACUGAGGAUGUGCUCAUUCCCACUGUCCCUGUCACCAAGAAAGAUGCUGAAUAUUCUCUGUGCUACCUUAAAGCCCAGUUAUGUAAUUUCUGAUCAUUCAUUCUCAUUCAUUGAGAAUGACAUUUUUUAAUUAUUUGUUUAAGAGUUUGGUGUCUUAAGCCUAAAUGUGAAUGUAAGGAUGGUAAAUAAGACGCAUUUGUGAACAGCAAAUUCCUGCCUAUGAUUGUACUUUUAUGUUACUGCAACUUUUUCUGACUGACAGAACUGUCUGCAAUCUUCAUAGUUUUGCUUAAACAGGUAAGUGACUGUUCCUAGCUAUCAGCAACUGUGACUGAAAUUAUCUGUAUCUGAGCUGGUUUUAUUGCAAGGGGUAGGAAGUUGUUAGUUUCCACUAAGAUGUGACAAUACAGCUAUAGCCAAGUUAAGAAUCCUCUCCAUUCUCAACCUGUACCAGUUUAGGCUUAAAAAAAAUAAUCUACCAUAAAAAUUAAGUGAUGUCAGUAUAAAUAACAUACCAGGAAUUAAUUUUUACUGCAGACCCCAGGAAUGGUAGAACUGUGGAUAGCUGAAGGCUAAGGUGGUGUAAGAAUUAAGCUAUUUCCCACUGUAAUACCCACUGUAUUUCUCUACAGUGGGUUCUUUUUUAGCAAACUUCAUUUGGGCAACUUCAUAGGGCAACUUCAUUAUUUGAGGAGCAUGUUAAAGAAAUUGGUGUUUUUUAAAUUUAAGCCCCUUUUUGGAAGGAAUUUGGUCCCAGGCUUUGCUCUUGCUUCAGACUUUGGACAUGUUUUCUGCUAGGGCUAAGAUACAUUUGAACAUGUAACAGUUGGGUUUAAAUUGCAUGACACUAAGACUAGAAUUUCCCUGUACAAUAAAGCAAAGGUACAUUUCAUGGGUCUCUCUUAUAUGUGAAGACAUGUAUAUAAAAUGUAUUUCAAUCUUGUUUGGCUUGAGUAUUCUCCCAGAAUGUAUGUUCUUACCUCAGCAUGUAUUGUAGUUGCUCAGUAUUUGUAUAUGUUGCUAGGACUUAGACUGUAUAAAUAGUGAGGUGGGUUUAUAUGUUAAAAAGUAUUUUAAAUAAAUUGUACAUACCUAUUA
Messenger RNA from Vidua macroura (Pin-tailed whydah), 5777 nucleotides. RefSeq names its product discoidin, CUB and LCCL domain containing 2 (gene DCBLD2). Lineage: Eukaryota; Metazoa; Chordata; Aves; Passeriformes; Viduidae. The coding region runs from base 11 to 2170 and encodes 719 amino acids. The transcript is spliced from 15 exons. The record is from RefSeq and is a predicted model, not a curated record.